AUGCGAAACAGGCAUCAAGACGUAGAAUGUGAAACAGGACAUCAAGAUAUUGAAUGUAAAACAGGACAUCAAGAUGUAGAAUGUGAAACAGGGCAUCAAGAUGUAGGAUGUGAAACAGGGCAUCAAUAUAUUGAAUGUGAAACAGGACAUCAAGAUGUAGGAUGUGAAACAGGGCAUCAAGAUGUAGGAUGUGAAACAGGGCAUCAAGAUGUAGGAUGUGAAACAGGGCAUCAAGGUGUAAGAUGUGAAACAGGGCAUCAAGAUGUAGGAUGUGAAAGUAGAACAGGACAUCAAGAUGUCGGAUGUGAAACAGGGCAUCAAGAUGUAGAAUGUGAAACAGGACAUCAAGAUGUAGAAUGUGAAACAGGGCAUCAAGAUGUAGGAUGUGAAAGUAGAACAGGGCAUCAAGAUGUAGGAUGUGAAAGUAGAACAGAGCAUCAAGAUGUAGGAUGUGAAACAGGGCAUCAAAGUGUAGAAUGUGAAACAGGGCAUCCAAGAUGGCAUCAAGAUGUAGGAUGUGAAACAGGGCAUCAAGAUGUAGAAUGUGAAACAGGACAUCAAGAUGUAGAAUGUGAAACAGGACAUCAAGGUGUAGAAUGUGAAACAGGGCAUCAAGAUGUAGGAUGUGAAAGUAGAACAGGGCAUCAAGAUGUAGGAUGUGAAAGGCAUCAAGAUGUAGGAUGUGAAACAGGGCAUCAAGAUGUAGGAUGUGAAACAGGACAUCAAGAUGUUGAAUGUGAAACAGGGCAUCAAGAUGUAGGAUGUGAAAGAGGGCAUCAAGAUGUAGAAUGUGAAACAGGACAUCAAGAUAUAGGAUGUGAAACAGGACAUCAAGAUGUAGAAUGUGAAACAGGGCAUCAAGAUGUAGAAUGUGAAACAGGGCAUCAAGAUGUAGAACAGGGCAACAAGUUGUAA
Messenger RNA from Ostrea edulis (European flat oyster), 915 nucleotides. RefSeq names its product cell death abnormality protein 1-like. The coding region runs from base 1 to 915 and encodes 304 amino acids. NCBI's taxonomy places the organism in Eukaryota, Metazoa, Mollusca, Bivalvia, Ostreida, Ostreidae. The transcript is spliced from 3 exons. The record is from RefSeq and is a predicted model, not a curated record.